Molecule: messenger RNA, 3386 nt
Organism: Alligator sinensis (Chinese alligator)
Lineage: Eukaryota; Metazoa; Chordata; Crocodylia; Alligatoridae
Product: OX-2 membrane glycoprotein-like
Exons: 6
Coding region: 49-1167 (372 amino acids)
Molecular function (GO): cell-cell adhesion mediator activity
Source: RefSeq, a predicted model, not a curated record
UUCCUUGCAGAUUCCUUGCAGGAAAGGAAGGUUAAAAUAUUCCAUACGAUGUGUUUGCAGAGGGAUUUGUGCUUUAAGUUCUCUAUGCCUCUUCUUUGUAAUGUUUGCCUGCUUUGGGUUGCAGUUACAGGUUUUAAAGAAGCAGUGCAGUGUGAAAUGGUUCCUGCGGUAGCCAUUGGUGAAAAUGUGACCCUCAGCUGUAACUUCACCCUUCCUCUAGAUAUUCUACAAAUAACCUGGCAGAAGAGGAUAGGACCUUCAUUCCAGAACAUAGCCACCUACAGCAAGAGACACAGACCUAAAUCUGUGGGAUUACUUCAGAACAGAGUCCUAUUUACAGAUACAAGACUGAAUGCAUCAUCCAUCACUCUCCCCAAUGUGACGCUACAGGAUGAAGGAGAUUAUAAAUGCCUCUUCAACGCAUUUCCACAUGGUUCUUUCAGUAGAAACACCCACCUAACUGUACAAGCUGUUUCAGAAAUCAGAACCAAGCUCCUCGUAAAUUUCAUUAGCCAGGGGAUCCUCACUGCAAUUUGCUCGGCUACUGGAAGGCCUGCCCCCAAAAUCACCUGGCGACCUGAGGGAGUCCUGACUGAUCAUCGCCCUCAGGUUGGCAGCGUUCACAAUGCAGAUGGAACAGUUAUGGUGACAAAUGUUUGCAACUUCUCCUUGGAACACCUCGAAAGGCUGACUUGUGUAAUGGACCAUCCUGACCAUCCUGAGGGAAUUAAAGAGAAGAUAGUUUAUCAAGAAGAUGAUAACAGACAAGAACAAGAAUAUGGAGGUGUUCCUGGAGAGAAGAUUAUUCUUUUUCUUCUAGUUCCUAUACUUUUUGGCUUAGGAGUUAUGAUCAUAGUACUAAGGAAAAUAAAUGGGAAAAAGUCCCAAGUUUUCAGUAUGGCCAGCACUCCUGCAAGGGAAACAUUUUUUAACGAAGACAAGGUCAAGAGUUCCCAGAACCUGCAGACACCACGGAACCAGGAUAUUUCCUAUCAAAAUGAGGGACAAACCCCAACACCUCUUCGGAAAAGGACACCAGCACAAAAACUAAAUAGGAGUCAAAACAAUGGAAACGUGUGUAGAGCAUUAGUCCAAGAUGUGAAAAAGAAUGAGGAGGCCAAUUUCCAUGACAAUUCACUGGAGGGUAUUAAAGAAAUAGAUAAUUAAAUUUUAAGAAAUUAAGACAGGGGUGAAGUUUAACUACUGAAAAUGAGCAAAAGGUGGCUGAGAGUGCUCCUGAAAUCCUGAGACUUUCAGUUCAGUACAAAUGCUGAAAUGUCCAGUAAUCUUUGGCUAUUUUUCUUGCCCAUAAUCUUUUUAUUCCAUCCACCUGUUGACAAACUCAAUCCUUUGGCGACCCAGGGAAUAGGGGACAAUCUUGAUGUUCAGUAAUCAAUCUGAAAGGGCUCUGUCUUAUUCAGAGCAACCAAAUUUAAAAAUAACAGAGAGCAAUCACAAUGGUAUAACGCAGAUUUUCAAAGUCUUAUUACCAACCUACUUUUUAAACUCAUAAGUAAUUGUCACUUGGUUUGAGGUGCCUCUCUCUGUCACUUAUAUGAGUGUUUGUGAACAUAACAUGAAUAGUACCAUAGGGCACCUGUACAUGCUAUAGGUUUAGUCCUAAUUAAAUUAAAUGGGUUUAUAACAUUUGAACUUGUUUAUUUUGGAGCACUGCAUCAAUGUUUGCACAUACAGGGCUUUCAAAUGAAUUAAGCCUGGUGUACAAUUCCCUGUAAAUUCCAUUAGGGAGAGCCAUAUAAUAGUCCAUCCUGCUGAUCUCUUUGCUACUCAGUUACAGCAGGGGGUGCCAGCAAACCAGUAAUCCCCUCACUCCCAGAACACUCAUACCCACCCUGCCCCAGCAAGCUGUAGCUGUCCCACACCAAGCUACAGUUGCCUGCAUGGUCAUCACCCCCCCACCCCCCAACAUAGCCUGGCAUGGAUGCCCCACCCUGUGCCUUGCUGCCUGCAACUACCCAAAGACUGUGCUUACUGACAGUGGCGCCAUCACCCCAUAAUUCACCCCUGGUUCCAUCAAAGAAUGAAUAACUGCUCGGUCACCUAAGGAGUGCACCUUGGAGUGCUUUCAUUUGCCCUUCAAUGCAAAUGGUCCCCUCCCACUCACAGGACUCCCCAGGUCCAAACAGGCUAGGUCCAAAAUGAGAGGCAUCAUAUUAGAUUAAUUUAUUUUCCAGUGUGUGCAGGGAUUCCUGCCCCAUCCCCAGAUGACCUGCAGUUUUUAUUAAAAUUACUGGUUCUACCAGUAUCCACCCCACCCCCGUUUAGGUUAAUUUGCUGCUAACUGACCAUAUUCUUCCUUCAGCAGGCUCCUUUGGCCUGCUGCCUCGCCCCCUGGGCAGCACUGGGGGAGGGGGCAAAGCCAGGUUUUGAUGAAGGCAAAUUACAGGUGGGAGAUGGGACAGUUUGUAUCAACUUACUUGUGAAACUUAAAGGCUGUGUAGGCAUUUAUACUGCUUGGAGAAUGAGAGGGAACACUCCUAGAACAACGUGUGGCCCAUCACACAUGGGCUCUCAGGCUCCUCUGUCUCAUAUGUGAAGCAAGUCUGCUGGUUCUUGGCCCUAGCAGGCAUGUGGCCCCAGCAAGCCAGGCUAUGGGGUCUCCAGGUUAUGGCUGUCUGCUCUCCUGCUCUCCUUGCCCCCUCAGUUGGUUUCCUUCCUUGCCAGGUUCUGCUUCCAAUUCAGCCCCAUACUCCUUUACCAAUCUACUGCCCACUCCAAGCCCACAGUGCACCUUGGCCCUCUGUAUUGAAUUAUAUGGCUUCAUUAUCUCAGUGCCAGAAGGACAGGGGAUAUGUCAGUGAGAGCUCAAAAAAGACAAGUUCCCUGCUCUCAGUUUUAGAGUCAAAAUGGGGAAAGUCCAGCCUCAUGCCUGUAGGUCACAGGGGGUGAGGGGACUGUUUUUUUAACAUUGAAACACAGUUUGUUUUUCCCUACCUUUCUUCCCAGAAACAGCCGAGCUCUUUUGGCUGAAUUCUUCCAAAACCACAGAUCAGAGGAAGAUAUGCAACACAUUAGACAUUACUCUGAUUUGUUAAAGUUUAGUGAUUAUUAGCAACUAUAUUCCUUACAACGGGAAAUGUCUGGCAGCCUUUAGUAAUAGGUGGCAUGCUACCAGGUCUGCCUUUCAUUCAAACUGUACCCUUUCUACCUAUACACCUUAGGAUUACCAUACGUCUGGGUUUUCCCAGACAUGUCCUCUUUUUUGGCCCCCUGUGCUGUGUCUGGGCAGGUUUUUAAAAUAAGAGCAAAGUGUCCAGGUUUUUUGCUGUUCCUUUGUGUUCCAGGGCUGGCUGCUUGGGCCUGGGAGUAGUGGACAAGGUGACUGGCUGUCGGGGGUCACAUGCUCCCCACCUGGGGCCCAGCGA